CUAAGUUCCUAGUCUCGUCAGAUUGCCGCCAGCAUGCGCGGCGCCGGAAAGCACUGCUGCAGCUGCAACACCUUUUACUCUCACCGCAUUGUUUGUUCACCUCUGAAUCAGCCCUGGUCCAAAUGCUCGCUACCAUCCAAUCGUUCUGGCCAAAGACGGAAAACUUGCAGGCCGCUGCAUGAAACUAUACCUGCUUCUGGAAAAACCAGAGGCUGAAUUCCUGUCUGGUCAUGAGUACAACCCCUAUGCAGUCUUGGGUCUUCAAUAGGAUGGUCGGCAUGCG
Messenger RNA from Mollisia scopiformis, 283 nucleotides. RefSeq lists its product as uncharacterized. Lineage: Eukaryota; Fungi; Ascomycota; Leotiomycetes; Helotiales; Mollisiaceae. The record is from RefSeq and is a predicted model, not a curated record. Bases 34 to 216 code for a protein of 60 amino acids. The transcript has a single exon.